Messenger RNA from Tarenaya hassleriana, 1116 nucleotides. Its product is annotated as putative DNA-binding protein At1g48610. The transcript is spliced from 4 exons. Gene Ontology annotation, cellular component: nucleus; chromatin. The record is from RefSeq and is a predicted model, not a curated record. Gene Ontology annotation, molecular function: DNA binding. The coding region runs from base 331 to 993 and encodes 220 amino acids. Lineage: Eukaryota; Viridiplantae; Streptophyta; Magnoliopsida; Brassicales; Cleomaceae. Gene Ontology annotation, biological process: regulation of DNA-templated transcription.
UCUUAAAUCCAAGAGAAAACUAUCAAUGCUUGUCUUGGCAAAGAGUUGGCAGACAUGGAAGCCGAUAUAAGAAGAAAUUGGAACCACUCGCAUUUGUCUGUCCGGACUGACGUUUGGACCCCCCCACCCCCUUUCUCUCUAGCUCCUCCCAUGACCACCGUUUGACACUCUCCCUCUCUCUCUCGGCGUCUCGGCGAUAUUCCUCCUCGCAUCGACUGCUUUCUUCUCCACUAACUCCCGAUUAGGUCUAAGGUUCUUCGUGGGUCCUUCUCCUCUUAUCUAGAAGGGGUUUGCUCUGUUGACCCUUGAUCGAAGAACUGUGCUUUCUUCAUGGCGACAAGAUCUCUAGAUUCUCUCUCCGGUCUCCCUCCCGAAAUCCAAUUUUCCUGCGUACUCGAUAACUCAGGCCCAGAACUCGCCGGCGUCGCCGCUUCUGAUGCUCAGAAACGCGGCCGCGGUAGACCGCCGAAGCGUAAGCCCGAUUUCAAUCAGGACGCAGAGUUCCCAACGAAUCUGAACGAGCCGCCAGUUCCUGUCGUGUUUGAGGAAUCCCCAUUGGCUAUAAAGAGACCAAGGGGUCGUCCCAGGAAGGAUGGAACUCCGACAGCGCCGCCUGUCAGAGGGAGAGGUAGGCCGAGGAAGUCAAAGCUCGUGUCGCCCGUCACUGUGAAGCAAUGGAGGGAGACCACAUAUGACCCGGUUGCAGCCAUUCCCGCUUCUACAGCAGUGGCAGUGUCUCCUCCCAAGAGGAGAGGACGUCCGCCCAAGUUCCGCAGUGUUAUCAGUGUCUCUCGCACCGGAAGGCCGAGGGGUCGCCCUCGGAAGUAUGCCACACCCGAAGCAGGAGACGCAGCGCGAGAAGAAGAUGGAAGACGGAAGAGAAAGCACGAGUUAUUAAGAGAGAAAGUGAAGGAGGCUACCGACAAGUUGAAAGCGGCGGUUUCAGCAAUGGAGGAGGUGCAACUCGUAGCCGCUGCAAUGAACGCUCGCUGAUACAUGUGGAUGAUGGAAGGGACCAUUUUGUUUUGAAUCUUGUUGUUUGUUUGUUUGUAAGCUUCUUUAGUUUGAACUUGAAGGUAUACAAUGUUUAGCUUUUUGUUCAUAUAUAUAUAUAUA